AUUUUAGUUAGGGGGAAUCCAUUGGUAAAAUCAGUUCAGUAAGUGCCUUAGAACAUGGCAUAAAUGAGAACCUGUUUAGCUUAUAGAGCUGCUCAGAGAUUCUAGUUGGUAGCACUUGUUUUUGCAUUUACUCCUUAAUCACUCUUCAGCUAUUUAAUAGCAAACAGCUGUACACAUUAUUGCUGCCUUUAAUCCAGUUAGGAUACCAUUUGGAAUUAUAUACACUUGAAGUACAUAUUAAAUUAUUUGUCUUGUAUGAGUCAUAAAUAUUAGGUUAACUCCCAAAUUAAAAUUAUUCAUGAAUCAAACUUAAAGGUUUCUGGGCUAAAUGAAUUACAGCCCUGCUUUUAGUGGUAAAGAAAUAUGUGCUGUAAUCUUUUCAGAAUUUGUCAAUUUAGUAUUGCAGGGUCUUAAAGUAUUAACCUGAACACAGUGAGGCAUAAAAUGUGACUGUCCGACAUUUCUUAAUUGUGCAUCUUACAGUAGAGAAGAUGAGUCUCUAAAAAUUAUUGUUCCCUUAUGAGUGACUUAGUAAACCUGGUGAGUCACUGGAAAAGUGAGGCUGUGCACGGGAUGGGGCUCAGGCCGGGCCCCACAACCCUGCGUUCUCCACACCUCCCCUGUCGUGGUUUUCUCUUAGUGUUUCUUUAUCUUCUGGCAUCAAAUGUUUCUGAGAACUCUGAGGCUGACCUGAUUUUUUUUUUUCCCCUUUGUAGGAGAAAUUACUAUCUUCACUCAGCUAAUUCUUGGUCCUGAUGAUUCUUUAUUGAUUUUUGUUUUCCAUUUUACACUGUAAGCCCUUUUGAUCUAUAGACUGAGGUCUUCCUUUAUUUCAGGGAAGCAUUUUAUUUUUUAUUUCAGGAAAUUUUCUGUUAAGUUUUUGAACAUUUUUUUUUCUGUUCCCAUGUUCCUUCUUCUUUAGGACCAUCAAUUAUUCAUUUAUUGGCUCCCCACCUUCUCCUUUUCAUCUCUGUCAUCUCCUCACUGAUCACUUUUAUCUCUUGCAUCCUAUGUGGUUGUUCUCAGACCCACCCUUCCUAUCACUGAUGCGGUUUUCAACAGUGUAGUUUCAGCGCUUUGCCUCUCUGGUUUUCACCUCUGAUACUUCUACUCAGUUUCUUUACUUACUACUGUCAGCUCACUUUCACCUUGUUUUUCCCCUCCUUGAUCUCUUGUUUCUUGGAUUCCACAGUGUUUUUUAUUUUUUUUUUUAAGUAAAGAACUUUUGUGGGAUACUGUUUUCUGCAGCCUUUCUUUGGAAAGGUACUUUUUCCCCUCUUUUUUCAUUUCUGUGUAUUCUUUUUAUUCUUCCUUUAGUGUCUAUGUGUAGUUCCCAUUUGGAUCCUUUUUGCUUAUUACUAGUUUUGAAUAGAGUAGUUCUGUCAGGGCUUGCUAUUUACCAAAAAACAAAGUAGGUGGGUUCUCAUUGACCUCAUUUACCUUAGCACAUUUUUAGCAUAUGAUGUUAUAUUGUAUCCUUAACACCUGAGUUAGAGGGUUGGCUGUUAUAGUCUGCUUAGACUGUAGCUUCUUCAAGAGAGGCAAUUGGAAACUUUAAUUUGUAUAUUUCUUAUGGUAUUUGUAUUACCACACCUUUCACUGAGGCUGAUAAAUUCUUUAUCCUUAAGAAGCAUAAAAUCAGACCUAUAGGGUUGGGGAUGUUCUUCCUGGGAUUUGAGCUAUUUCUCCCCUUUGUCUCAGAUAAGCAGGUUAUUCUGGUCCAAAACUGGGCCUUUGAAGAGUUCUGUGUUGCUCAUUUGUUUGAUUUGGUGGUUGAUGUUUUGUAUAUCUCCUGUCUGUUUACUUUGGUCCAUGGUUGCACAAUUGAUUUUCUGGGUUUGAAGAAGACAAGACUUGUAGCCAUUUUUUAGUCGUUCUUCAAUGUGGAAAAGGUCUUGUAAUGUAGCAGGAUGUUCCUGGUCUUAUAGCCUACCACUUCCCCUAUCCAGAUGAAAGACUGAUGGCAGGGCAUUAGAGAACUCUUUUACUUAUUCUUUUAGGAAGAGUUGUCUUUGUUGUAUUUUCAAAAAUAUAUGUGGUUUUGGGAGGAGAUUUCCGCUGCUCUACUCAUGCCGCCAUCUUGGCUCCGCCCCCUCUUUUACUUAUUUUUAAAUAAAUCUGUUGCUUGACUAGGAUUCACAAAGGUGGAUGUUAGCUCUAGACAUCCUCCUUCAAUGUGGUCUAAAUCUGACUGUAUCUGGCAGCCAUUCUUUAUACAGUGUAUUUUAGGAAGUUGUUGCCCUUCCCUAGAUUCAUAACAGGUGAUUUUUUUUCCUCUUUGUUCUUUGAGAGGAAAUGGGUGAUUCAUUUCAUUGGGUUUCAGGGAAAGGAGUUAAUUGUUCAUUCACAGCACUAUUGUUACACAAAACCUUAUGAGCUUUAAAUUAAACUGGCUAAAGAGUAUAGUGCUUGGCUACAUGGUGAGCAUUUAGUUAAUGGUAGCUGUGUUAUUAUUUGUUUAUUCUCAGCUCCACUUGCAUGUAAGUUCCAUGAGGGCAGGGGCCUUGUCUGUCUUGCUUUUUGUCAUAUUACCAGUUCCUAAAACAGUGCCUGAUAUGUAGAAAAUGCUUAGUAAGGAAACUUAGGUUUCUGGUUGGGGGGCAGGUGUGGAAAAAGAAAAGACAGGAGGUAGAAAAAUCUGAGCCAGUGUGAAUAGUUUUUGCUUUCUCCUCCUUUGUAUGUGUCUAUAUGCAUGGGCAGCUGUUGCAGGGGAUGCCGAUGGAUCCCUGCGGGGUUGGCUGUGUUGCUGUGAGGGAGGCCGGCCCCGUGGUGAACAUGACUCUAGUAGACUCUCCUGGACAAGAGGUGCUGAGCCAACUUGAUGUCAAGGCCUCUUCAGAAGCACACAGUGCAGAAGCUUCCAUGGUGAUGUCUUUACCGAGCCCUUUGCCUGGAUUUGAGCAUUCUCUCAAUGAGCGGAGGUUCCCUCCAGAACAGGAAAGCCUCUCCAGACUGGAACAGCAAGAUCUUCCUUCAGAGAUGUCAAAGGUACCAAAGCCUAGGGCCUCAAAGCCUGGCCGGAAGAGAGGUGGUAGGACUCGGAAAGGCCCCAAAAGGCCCCAGCAACCUAAUCCUCCAUCAGUCCCUCUGGUUCCUGGUCUCUUAGAUCAAUCCAACUCUCUCUCUACCCCCAUGCCUAAGAAACGAGGUCGAAAGUCCAAGGCAGAGCUGCUACUGCUGAAGUUGUCAAAAGGCCUAGAUCAGCCAGAGUCUCCACCUCCCAAGAGGCCCCCUGAGGACUUUGAGAGCCCUCCUGGAGAGCGACCCCGCCGAAGGGCAGCCCAAGUGGCCCUUCUCUAUCUUCAGGAACUGGCUGAGGAGCUCUCAACAGCCCUGCCUGCUUCGGUGUCCUGCCCUGAGAACCCCAAGGUGAGCAGCCAGACCAAGCCAAAGAAAAGCCGACAGCAGGCAGCCUGUCGAGGUGGAGAAGAAGAGGAUGAUACUGCCCGGGAUGAAGACUUUGUUCUCCAAGUCGAGGCUGAAGAUGGAGAAGAAAGUGAAGCCCCAAGUGAGAGCUCAUCUGACCCCGAGCCUGCAGUGCCCCGAAGCACCCCACGAGGAUCUACUUCAGGGAAGCAGAAGCCGCACUGCCGGGGAGUGGCUCCCAAUGGCUUACCAAAUCACAUCAUGGCUCCUGUUUGGAAGUGCCUCCAUCUCACCAAGGACCUCCGAGAGCAGAAGCAUUCAUACUGGGAGUUUGCAGAAUGGAUUCCCUUAGCCUGGAAGUGGCACUUGUUAUCUGAACUUGAGUCAGCUCCCUACCUGCCCCAGGAGGAGAAGUCUCCACUGUUUUCAGUACAUCGUGAAGGACUUCCUGAAGAUGGCACACUCUACCGAAUCAACAGGUUUAGCUCAAUCACAGCACACCCUGAGCGCUGGGAUGUGUCCUUCUUCACAGGGGGACCCCUCUGGGCUCUGGACUGGUGUCCAGUGCCAGAGGGGGCAGCAGCCUCGCAGUAUGUGGCCCUUUUCUCCAGCCCUGACAUGAAUGAGACACACCCUCUGAGCCAGCUUCAUUCAGGCCCUGGGCUGCUCCAGCUCUGGGGCCUUGGGACCUUGCAGCAAGAAAGCUGUCCUGGCAACAGGGCCCACUUUGUCUAUGGGAUUGCUUGUGACCAUGGCUGCAUCUGGGACCUCAAGUUCUGCCCCAGUGGAACAUGGGAACUCCCAGGCACCCCUCGGAAGGCUCCUCUCCUGCCCCGGUUGGGUCUCUUGGCUCUUGCCUGCUCAGACGGAAAGGUGCUGCUAUUCAGUCUGCCCCAUCCUGAGGCCCUGCUGGCUCAGCAGCCCCCAGAUGCAAUGAAACCUGCCAUCUAUAAGGUACAAUGUGUGGCCACUCUUGAGGUGGGGUCCAUGCAAGCCUCGGACCCCUCUGAGUGUGGCCAGUGCCUGAGCCUGGCCUGGAUGCCUACCCGGCCCCACCACCACCUGGCUGCUGGAUACUAUAAUGGCAUGGUGGUUUUCUGGAACCUUCCUACCAACUCACCCCUACAGCGGAUACGGCUCUCUGAUGGCUCCUUGAAGCUAUACCCUUUCCAGUGUUUCCUAGCCCAUGACCAGGCUGUGCGUACCCUUCAAUGGUGCAAAGCUAACAGUCAUUUCCUAGUCUCUGCAGGGAGCGACCGGAAAAUUAAAUUCUGGGACCUCCGACGACCUUAUGAACCAAUAAACUCUAUCAAGCGCUUCUUGAGUACAGAGCUGGCCUGGCUGCUCCCCUACAAUGGUGUCACUGUGGCUCAGGACAACUGCUAUGCCUCUUAUGGACUCUGUGGGAUUCAUUAUAUUGAUGCUGGUUACCUUGGUUUCAAGGCCUACUUCACUGCUCCUCGAAAAGGCACUGUCUGGAGUCUUUCAGGAUCUGACUGGCUUGGAACAAUAGCUGCAGGAGAUAUAUCCGGGGAGCUCAUUGCAGCUAUACUGCCUGAUAUGGCACUGAACCCAAUAAAUGUCAAGCGACCUGUAGAGCGAAGAUUCCCUAUAUAUAAAGCAGAUCUGAUGCCAUAUCAGGACAGUCCCGAAGGUCAAGACCACUCUUCUGCUUCUUCUGGGGCCCCCAACCCUCCCAAGGCUCGAACUUAUGCUGAAACUGUCAGCCAUCACUACUUGCUCUUUCAAGAUACGGAUUUGGGCUCAUUCCACGACCUGCUCCAGAGAGAGCCCAUGCUGCGCAUGCAGGAGGGGGAGGGCCACUCGCAGCUCUGCCUGGACAGGCUGCAGCUGGAGGCCAUUCAUAAGGUACGUUUCAGCCCAAACCUGGACUCCUAUGGAUGGCUGAUAUCUGGGGGACAGUCAGGGCUGGUUCGGAUCCAUUUUGUCCGUGGACUCACCUCCCCACUGGGUCACCGUCUGCAGCUUGAAAGCCGAGCCCACUUCAGUGCUAUGUUCCAGCCAUCCUCCCCUGUUAAUGGGCCUGGCUUCUCUCCAACCAGCCAUCACCUUCUGCCUAGUCCCUAGUCAUGCGUCCACAUAGGACCCUUGGAAUGAAGUCUGCCAAGAACAAAUGGCUCCCGUGCACAGAACCGUGGGAACUAGGGCCUUCCUGGACAGUGAUGCUGCACCUGUAGAGCUGCCUCCCCAGGACUCCUUAGAUACCUCUCCUUCCACAGACUUCUCCUGUCAUAACAGCCCCCUGCGGGAAAGGGGGCUUUCCAUCCACCAACUCUCAAGGUUCCUCAUCCUAAAACUAUGGCUCACAAGAAACACUCAGGCCUGACCUAGGCUUGGGAGUCAAAUUGCUCAUAUUGAGCAUGUGCAGUAGGUGAAGCUAAGUAAAGGUACUGCGUGUUGUUGAGGCACAUGUGAGUGGGUGUUUCGAAAACUGGAAAGGUAUCUGCAUGAAGGCUCCUGUCUGGCUGUAUUCCAGGAUCCAAUAUUACUGCCUUCCCAACUUUCUCUUUAGAAUAACCAACACAAAGGCCUGGGAGGGGGUUAUAGUAAUUUGCUGGACUUAAGCUGCUUAUCACACUUCUUUAACUGAGGAAUAAUACCACAAACACCCUGCCAGUAGGACAGUGGCUCUGUCUUACUUGCUCCUGCUCAUGAAAUAUUCCUGAUCACUAGUCAUCUGACCCUACUUGAACACUCCUAGAUGGUUUUUAAAAAUCUUCCUUUAUAUCACGUUAAAGAGUAUACCUCUAUAAAUUUUACCAUGGUUAUUAGGAAACCUAGUCAUUCUUCCCUGUUAUUGCCCUUUUACUUAUUUAAAAAUAGCUGUUUCCCAAGUCUUUUCUUCUCUAGAUUAAAUGUCUUCAGUUACUUUAA
Molecule: messenger RNA, 6261 nt
Organism: Manis javanica (Malayan pangolin)
Lineage: Eukaryota; Metazoa; Chordata; Mammalia; Pholidota; Manidae
Gene: GTF3C2
Product: general transcription factor IIIC subunit 2
Biological process (GO): transcription by RNA polymerase III
Cellular component (GO): transcription factor TFIIIC complex
Molecular function (GO): protein binding
Source: RefSeq, a predicted model, not a curated record